AGAGAGAAAAGAGAUAUAUCACAACAACAAUAUGAGCAGAGAGAACACGACGCCGCUUUCAGUGCCGACAGGCUACAGGUUCCAUCCCACCGAAGAGGAGCUUGUGAACCACUAUUUGAAGAAGAAGAUUCAUGGUGGAAAUGAUUCCGAAAUCAACCAAAUCAUCCCUGAAAUCGACCUCUGCAAAUACGAGCCGGCUGAGCUCCCUGCUUUGUUGGGGACUGAAACAGAGGCUCAUGACAUGGAGUGGUUCUUCUUCACCAGAAAGACUUACAAGUACAACAAAAGCUCUCGCUCGAAGCGAACCACGAACAAGGGAUACUGGAAAAUCACAGGCCCGGAGCGUGGGAUUAAAGCUCGACGAUCCAAAGCUGUGAUUGCGAAGAAGAGGACAUUGACUUUUUACCAGGGUCGUGUGCCGACAUCGAAGAAGACCAGCUGGGUCAUUCAUGAGUAUUACCUUCCUGGAAAUGGAGUUAUUCCGUAUCCGAAGCAGGCCCAGGGUGACUUUGUUAUCUGUCGCUUGAAGAUUAGAUCAGAUAGGAAGGAUUCUUCGGUCAGUAAUGAAGAAGAACCUGGUAGCGCGAGUCUGUCUGAAAUGAAUCAAGAGGGAAAUGAGGAGUUGCUACUCCAUCAACCUCAACCUCUGGAUGACUGCUGCUCCUCAGCACUGCGGUCACCGGUGUCCCAAGAGCUGGAAGCUGUUCUGCAAACCAACGGCACUAAUCAUGAUUGUAAUGAGUUGCAAUCACCAUUUGGAGAUAGUGAGUCCUGUGUUCAAGAUGGGAAUGAAGUUUCAACCUGUGAUGAAUGUGAGACUGUGUAUGAUGUGUUUCCACAGUUACGUGAUCUGCCAGAACAAAAUCUGGAUUCACUCUUUGGUCCACAUCAGCAACAGGAGUACUGCCCCUCUAUACUACAGUCACCAAUAUACACAAAGCUGUGAGAUGUUCCAUAUCCACUUCAGCCACAAGAGUAUUGCCCUUCCAUACUGCAGUCACCAAUAUACACAAAGCUGCGAGAUGCUCCAUAUCCACUUCAGCCACAAGACUACUGCCCCUCCAUACUGCAGUCAUCAAUAUACACAAAGCGCAUGUCUACUUCAGCCACAAGAAUACUGCCCCUUCAUACUGCAGUCACCAAUAUACACAAAGCUGUGAGAUGUUCCACAUCCACUUCAGCCACAAGAGUAUUGCCCCUCCAUACUGUAGUCACUAAUAUACACAAAGCUACGAGAUGUUCCACAUCCACUUCAGCCACAAGAUUACCAGCUCUCAAAGUUGCAAUCACCAAUGUACACAAAGCUGGGAAAUGUUUCACAUCAACUUCAGCCACAAGAUUACCAGCUCUCAAAGUUGUAGUCACCAAUAUACAAAAGUCACCAAUAUACACAAAGCUGGGAAAUGUUUCAAAUGGCAUUCUCUAUUGUGGUGAAUGCAAUAAUUGGCAAUCAGCAUUUAAGAAAAAAAUUUCAACAGAUGAAGUUGACAUAACAGUACGUUAGACAGAUCAUGUCUAAUUUUAAUAGUUUGAACUGUAGCUAGUUGGUUGAUGGAAUAGUAGUUGCAAAUGUGUGUGAUUGUUAAUAGUUUGAAUCCUUGUAAGUAAUUUAUCAAGUUUAAUGGGAUUUUGUGUACUUUUAUCUC
Messenger RNA from Rosa rugosa (rugosa rose), 1646 nucleotides. RefSeq names its product NAC domain-containing protein 71-like. The record is from RefSeq and is a predicted model, not a curated record. Gene Ontology annotation, biological process: regulation of DNA-templated transcription. The transcript has 5 exons. Bases 32 to 946 code for a protein of 304 amino acids. Gene Ontology annotation, molecular function: DNA binding. NCBI's taxonomy places the organism in Eukaryota, Viridiplantae, Streptophyta, Magnoliopsida, Rosales, Rosaceae.